Molecule: messenger RNA, 2428 nt
Organism: Diprion similis
Lineage: Eukaryota; Metazoa; Arthropoda; Insecta; Hymenoptera; Diprionidae
Gene: Ance-3
Product: angiotensin-converting enzyme-like
Exons: 13
Coding region: 195-2297 (700 amino acids)
Biological process (GO): proteolysis
Cellular component (GO): plasma membrane
Molecular function (GO): peptidyl-dipeptidase activity; metallopeptidase activity
Source: RefSeq, a predicted model, not a curated record
ACCUCGAGUUCAGUAUCAUUACGAGUAAAGACCAACGUGGUCGCCAUUCGGCAACUUACAAUUAGUUUGGACAAUUUUCAAUACGACUAGUAUUUGGAACCUGCCAGGCUUCGGUCGGUUUUGAUGGAUCGCGGUUGAUUCGAUCUGACAUUUUUAAACUUAGAGAUUCCGAUCCAUUCAUCCGUACAAACGCAAUGGAAAUACUUCGCAAGCCGGUCGUUGUUACAGUUAUUCGUCAAGGAAGCACGAUUUUUUCAAUUUUAACCCUCGCGUUGUUCGCCCUACUUUCCGUGGUCUCGGCUCAACUGGACAUUCCGCUUCGGGAUGAUCUGCUCCAGACGAUGAUUCGCGAGGCUGGAAGUGGGAAUUUGGACUACAGGAACGUCCUGGCGAAGCUCGAAUUCCAGGGGAUCCAACAGUGCAGCAACAAUGUUGCCAGUCAGUGGGCUUACGAGACCAACGUUAACGAGUUUACGCAAUCACAGGCGCUAGAAGCGCAGCAGCUGUAUUCGGAGUUUCAAAAUCAAGCAUGGCAGCUGAUCAAUAGGUUGAACAUAAACGGUAUUAGAGAUCCAACGAUCAGGAGACGUCUAACCUUCCUGUCGAUUGUCGGUCCAGCCGCACUUCCGCCGGAUCAAUUAGAAAGAUACAACCGCGUCAUAAAUGACAUGCUGUCGAUCUACAACAGCGCAACAAUUUGCGCCCACAACGAUCCAUUCCGAUGCGGACUGCGUCUUUAUCCCGACCUUUCCCAAAUAAUGGCAAAGAGCAGAGAUUGGGACGAAUUGCAGUACGUUUGGACAGAAUGGCGAAGACGGAGUGGCAACCAAAUGCGAGAUCUCUACGAGCAGCUGGUCGAUCUGAACAACGAAGCGGCGAGUUACAACAAUUUUACGAACGCAGCUGAAUACUGGAUGUUUCCCUACGAGAGCCCUGAUCUACAACAGGAACUCGAUGUUGCCUGGAACAGCGUUCGUCCACUCUACGAAGAGCUGCACGCCUACGUCAGAAGGAAACUGCGAGAUCUUUAUGGUCCGGAAAAAGUUAGCAGACAGGCGCCUCUGCCGUCUCACAUACUCGGUAACAUGUGGGGACAAUCAUGGACAAAUAUUGUGGACAUCACGAUGCCGUAUCCGGGAAAAAAUCGUCUGGACGUUACGCAAGAGAUGUUGAAUCAGGGAUACACGCCGAUCGACAUGUUCCGGGUAGCUGAGGAGUUUUACCUGUCCUUAAACCUGAGCGCUAUGCCGCCGGAAUUUUGGGCGAGCAGCUUAUUCAUCGAUCCUGGAGAUCGCGAUUUGGUCUGCCAAGCAUCGGCCUGGGAUUUUUGCAACCGUCUUGAUUACAGGAUCAAAAUGUGCACCAGAGUGACGAUGAAGGACUUGAUCACGGUCCACCACGAGAUGGCUCACAUCCAGUAUUUCCUCCGGUACAGCAAACUGCCACGAGAAUUCAGAGACGGCGCAAAUCCAGGAUUUCACGAGGCCGUCGGAGAGGCCGUCGCUCUGAGCGUCGCGACGCCUCGCCACCUUCAGACUCUUGGUUUGGCGCCCAGGUAUGCAGUGGAGCCUUCAGCGGACAUAAACUACCUCUUUGCUCUGGCCAUGGACAAGGUGGUACUCCUGCCGUUUAGCCUGACGAUGGACAAAUGGCGAUGGGACAUUUUUAACCGAGUUGUAAACAGGGAAGAGUACAAUUGUCACUGGCACAGACUGCGUGAACAGUAUUCGGGGAUCAAACCACCGGUUCUGAGGUCCGAGGACGACUUCGACCCAGGAUCCAAGUACCACAUACCGGCGAACAUCCCCUACAUUCGAAACUUUGUUGCUGGAAUUCUGCAGUUCCAAAUUUACCGAGCUCUUUGCCAAGCCGCUGGUCAACGAUCGCCUAACGAUCUUCGGAAGCCACUGCAUCGCUGUGAUUUUUACAGGAGCAGUGCCGCUGGUGGAAUUUUAGGGAGAUUAAUGGAGAAAGGAUCGUCCAUUCCGUGGCAGGAGACACUGCAAGAAGCCACGGGGGAAGUCAGACUCGAUGGCGAUGCUCUCAGGGAAUUUUUCAGGCCUCUUGAAGACUGGCUCAGAACCGAAAACCUCAGGACUGGUGAACUCGUCGGGUGGACUUACGAUGGAGAUUACUGCAAACGGAGCAUUGAAACGGCCGGACUUCAGGUCUACGGAAGCGGAUUUUACAACUCUGCAUUCACCAUCGAGUCGCCCACCUGCACCUUGCUAAUCACGAUCAUUGCGCUCGCCGGUUGCUUAAUGUCUUCUCUUCAAAGCGCGAUCGUUCACCUAUGAAAAUAAUUAGGAUACGUCGUGCUCAUUAGCCGGAAAACUCUCUUCUUUUUGUUAGGCUCAACGCAAUUGUAACCCGCCUGAUUCAUCAGCUUAUCGAACGACCUCAUUGUACAGAGAAAAGAAUCGGUUCA